Gracilinanus agilis (Agile Gracile Mouse Opossum) is the source of this 1074-nucleotide messenger RNA. Its product is annotated as hereditary hemochromatosis protein homolog. Gene Ontology annotation, biological process: immune response. Gene Ontology annotation, cellular component: external side of plasma membrane. Lineage: Eukaryota; Metazoa; Chordata; Mammalia; Didelphimorphia; Didelphidae. The coding region runs from base 1 to 1074 and encodes 357 amino acids. The record is from RefSeq and is a predicted model, not a curated record. The transcript is spliced from 6 exons.
AUGGAGGAGACCCAUGUUCAGACUGGCAGUUCUCUGAGGCCUCUAAACAGAUACCUAAAGAGCUGGAUAAUGAAGAGGAGAAUGGGGAGAGGCUUAUUCUCAUCCUGGCUCCUUAUUCUUGUGCUGUUUGCUCCCAGGGAGAUCCUGACAGACUAUCACAAGCAUGAAUUGCAAUUCAUUGCAGUGGGCACAUCUCAAGGUCUAUUGGAGUUAAGUGCUAUUGCCUUCAUUGAUGACAUUCAAUGGGCUUCCUACGGCAAACCACUCCAGCAGAUAGAAGUGAAGUCUGCCUGGAUCUCUGAGGCUUUGGGGAGGAAAUUCCUUAAGGAGAUGCAAUACCAGAUGAUAGACCAGGAGGAAGGUUACCACCACUUCAUCCAGCACUUGACAAGAAAUGACAAGAGUAAGAGCAAUCGCACAAUGCAGUUUUAUCUAAAUUGUGAAUUAAAUGAAGAUAUUCCCUUGAGUUACCAUGUAAAGUAUGGUUUUGAGGGAGAAGAUUUCAUUGAGAUAAAUGAAAAAGGAAAAUGGAAGGUCCUGCACCAUUGGGCCCUGAGCUCUGAAAUCUUUUUCGAAAGUCCUGAAGUCUUCGAACUUUUAAAUAAGAUAUAUUGUAUUGGAGUCAUGCAGAAAAUCCUUCAGAAGUCAAGAAUGACAGAGAAUUUACCACCUGAAGUGUAUGUGUCCCGCCAAGAAUUCCCUAAUGGCACCAUCAGCUUCUCCUGUACAGCCACAGGCUUCUAUCCACGAGCUAUCCAGAUAUCCUGGAAGAAAGCUGAUAAUGGAACUAUAUUGGGGAAAGAGAGCUCUAGCAACAUACUUCCCCAUUCUGAUGAUACCUUUUAUCUUCAAAUUUCCCUGGAGAUCCAGCCAGGAGAUACUGGGACAGGUUAUGCUUGUGUGGUGGAGCACAGUCAGCUGGAGACACCAGCUGUGUACCCUGUUCCUGAGGAACCCUCCAAGUGGAGUAUUUGGAUUGUUGUCCUGAGUAUCCUGAUAGCAGCCGUUCUGAUAAUUAGCUGUUUUGUAAUCUUCAGGAGAUGGAGGAAGACGUGGUCAAGUUUGUACCGUUAG